UCAGUAUGUCUGACAUUUCGUCAAAGGCGGUGCAUGACGGGUUGUCUGCCAAAUAUGAUGGGAAACAAAUCAUAUCAUUGGAAAUGUAUAUGUAAUCAACGAAUAGACGAUAGCUUGUCAGGAUAGAGAGAGUCUGGCUUUACGUAAUUGUUUCAAAGGUGCACAUUCUAAAACGCCUAGAUGCAUUCUCUGUCCAUGGGGCAGGGCUGUAGCAGCAGCUCAGGUGCCCCCUCUGGCUCGGUGGUACAGGUGUGCUUCCCCAGCUCCCAGGCGUCUGUACUGGACAGCCUGAACAGGCAGCGCGAGGAGGGCCAGCUCUGUGACCUCUCCAUCCAGGUCCAGGGGCAGGUGUUCAAGGCCCACCGCUGUGUGCUAGCUGCAUCCUCACCCUACUUUCACGACCAGGUGCUCUUGAAGAACAUGUCCACCGUCUCCAUCCCUGCCGUCAUGGACCCACUGGCGUUCGAGAGCGUCCUGAGCUGCGCCUACACGGGCCAGCUGCGCAUGCUCCGCGAAGACAUCGUCAACUACCUCACCGUGGGCAGCGUUCUGCAGAUGUGGCACAUCGUGGACAAGUGCACAGAGCUCCUCAAAGAGGGGCGGGUGACGGGGAGUGGUAGUGAAACCCAGGGUGUCAUUGGGGGAGCGCAGGGGAACCCUGGAUGCAGUAGCAGUGAAAGCUCCCUAGGGGCUGGGAGUGCCCAAGCUGGGGGAAGCAACACCCAGCCAGCCCCUCCCCCUCCCAGCCGCUCGUCCCUGAGUGAGAGCCAGUCUCCCAGCAGCACCAACUACUUCAGCCCCAGAGACACUAACUUCGGAGGGGGAGCGGCGGCCGCUGGAGCUGCAGGGGAGGGAGGCGUGAACUCCACCCCCAGCUACUGCACCCCUUCUGGGGGCGAAGAGGCUUUCCUCAUCGAAGAAGAGGAUGAAGAGGAAGAAGAGCUCCUAUACCAUAGGAAGCGAGGGAGCAGCAGGAGGAAGCCGACAGCCUCUGUCUCAGACCAAGAGGUUGGAGUCAGCGACAGCUUCGGGGUGUCGUCCUACCAAGACGGGGAUGCCUCCCCUCUCCAGAAGCGGCCCACAUACAGCCAGCCCAGCAUCAUGCCCCGGAAGCAAUGGGUGGUGGUAAAAACAGAGAGGCCCCAGGACGAUGACCUGAUCGUGGUGUCGGGUGAGGAAGGACCAGAUGAGGAAGAGGAGAGAGGGUUGGAGAUGCUGAGGGAGAGGGAGAGGACGUUCAACAUAUCCAACAUUAGGACUCUGUCUGGAGAGUUGAGCAGCAAAGCGGACCAUGAGAUGGAGACACAGAUGGAUUACUGCCAGUCUUCUGAAGACUACCUCAAGUUUGACAGUGGUUUGAUGGACCAGACUCCCCCACAGCACCUUCAUGACAGCGCUGGUCAGGGUGGUGGCAGAACUGUCUCAGCCCUACUAGGCCAAGUCCAGUCUGCUGCUGCUGCUAGAGCUCAGCUCUUUCCCAUAGACAUGCAAGGCAACCAGAUCCUCAUGUACAGACAAUCCUCUCUAGAUUCCUCUCAACCCAUAGGAAUGGGAGGUGGUAUGGCCGGGGCACAAUUUAAAGGGCCAAACCUGGAGCAUGGAGCAGUCCAUUUGUCAGCACAGGGGGGUUUGGGCGGUGGCUUAGAUGGACUGGACGGGGGUGGUGGCGGGAGUUCAGGGAAGGUGUUCAUGUGCCACUGUGGAAAGACCUUCACCCACAAGAGCAUGCGCGACCGUCACAUCAACAUGCACCUGGACCUGCGGCCUUUCAACUGCCCGGUUUGCGCCAAGAAGUUCAAGAUGAAGCACCACCUGACGGAGCACAUGAAGACCCACACGGGGCUCAAGCCCUACGACUGCCACGGCUGCGGCAAGAAGUUCAUGUGGCGCGACAGUUUCAUGCGGCACCGCUCCCACUGCGAGGGACGGAGCGGAGCGGCUGGCAGGAGCGAGGAUGGGGGAGGGUCAGACCGCGCUGAUGGGAUCUCCCCACAGCAUCUCCCUCAUCUCCCUCUCUCGAUCAGCGAGGCCGGUCACGGUGUCGUUGGUGGCAGGAAUGGGAACUCUGUCUUGUCCCCACAUCAUUCCAGUACAGGUAGCAGCAGUAAUGCUGUCUCUUGCCUGACCAUGGCCAGUUCUGGAGUGCUCUUAGGGGUCAACUCUCAGAGCGUGAUGCAGGGUCAAGGUUCAUCUGUGUUUGGUCUGGGUGUCAGCCGAGGUGGGUGUGAGGAGGAAGUGUGUGAGGUUGGUGCUAAUGAUAGUGUCACUUAAACACUCGUGUUGUUCACCCGUUUGGUUAAGACAAGAGGCUUUGAAAAGGCAUUCCAAUGACCAUUGGAAAGUGCCCCCCUUUGGCAAAUGGCUCGGGACCAUUGUACAGUUAGUUCAGUAUACUCUUAAAUGUCAAGUUUAUUCUCUGUAUGACUGUUUAGUGGCACAUUCUAUGUCAAGAAAACCAAAAAUCAAGAGACAAUAACUCACCAAUGACAGCUUUGGCAAAAUGCUAACUAGAGUUCGAGAGGAAAGUUGCUGUUGUAAGUGAUGUGUCCUAUGAUAUUAUACGCCUUUUCUGCCAGAGAAUGUGCAUUUCAAGUAAGUGUCUGAAGAAGACACUUGCAGUACUGCCAUCUUGUUUCACACUGGUGAUGUGUCCACUAUCCAAUUGCAGUGUUAUGGUACAGUAUUACUGUAAAUAUAAUCCUAUUAUCAGUUACUAAUCUGUUACCAUUAUGAUAGGUGCAAAACUAUACAGUGUAUAGUGUGUUUUUACAAGUAAUCCUCAUAAGUAGAUGGUAGACAAAAGCAUUAGUCUGGAGAUUAGGUUUCUUACCGAUCGUUCCCUACUCAAACUGCCAAAUUCCAACGCCUGCCUUGAGACAUUGACUACUAUUAACAGUAGGGUGGCUAAACAAAGCAGCAGCCACCGUGAUUCUGUAUGUUUUUAACCGAGGUUUUACCUUCUAUGAAGGCUCUAGAUGUAUUUUUCUGCAGGAGAAAAAAACUGGUCUGGAUCUAAGAGAAAGACGUGGUGUUUUUAGUUUAUACUUAUCUGUUAGGUCAGGAUUGGUCAAAUGUAUGAAAGAUGUAAGCUCGUGUUUGCAGCAGUUUGAUGGAUGAAAUUUGAUUUGAAGUGAGCUUAAACUAAGUGUAUAUAAAGAUAUUUAUGUUUAGAUAGAUUUAUCAAAUAGGGAAUAUAGAACUAUUUAACUCUAAUUUGUCAUUUGACUGCCUUACUAUAGCAUACAGUGGGCGUAAGGUUAGAAAUUGACACCCUUGAUAAAGAUGAGCAACAAAUGACUGUAAAGUAAUUGAAAUACUGAGCUAUAUUGUAUCCCCCCCCCAAAAAAAAGAUAAUUGGGAAAUGAUUUUAUACUGAUACAAUUGCUCAGAGAUUUUGUUUAACAAGUAAUAUUCAUUCUCAAAAGGUAGGGCUCAAACUUAUUGACACCCCUGUUUUCAGUACCUUGCGAGGAUAACAGCACUGAACCUUUCUCUAAAAUGGUUUAUGAGUUGGAGAACACGUUAUGAGGGAUCUUGGACCAUUCCCCCAUACGAAAUCCAUCCAGAUCCUUGAUAUCCGUUGUCUGUGCUUAUGUCAAGUCCGGAGACAGACUUUAAGGUAAACACGGCAUCAUGAACUUUACCCAGAACCAGGAAAUGUAUGCCAAAAACCUGGUUACCUCCAGUGGUGUAAAGUACUUUUUUAAAGUUUUUUGUUGUUGUGAAUAUCUGUACUUUACUAUUUAUGACAACUUUUACUUCUACAUUCCUAAAUAGAAUAAUGUACUUUUACCUCCAUAAAUUCCCUGACACCCAAAAGUACAUUACAUUUGGAAUGCUUAGCAGGACAGAGAAAUGGUUAAAUUCACACACUUAUCAAGAGAACAUCCCUACUGCCUCAAUCUGGUGGACUCACGAAACACAAAUGCUUCAUUUGUAAAUUGUUGGUGUGCUCCUGGCUAUUCAUACAUUUUUUUUUAAAGAAAAUGGUGCUGUCAGGUUUGCUUAAUAUAAGGAAUUUGAAAUGAUUUAUGGUUUUACUUUUGAUACUUAGUAUAUUUUUGCAAUUACAUUUACUUUAUAUUUAAAACAAAACACUUUUACUCAAGUAGUAUUUUACUGGGUGACUUUCACUUUAGUCAUUUUCAUAUUUAAGGUAUUUUUAAUUUGACUAAAGUAUGAGUAUUGGGGACAUUUUCCACCACUGGAUGCCUCUGCCAGGAAUAUAAAACUGGUCCACAAGUGGAUCUUCCAGCAAAACAAUAACCCCAAGCACACAUCAAAAUCCACAAAGGGUUAAUUAAAAAAGAAAACUUCAACAGCCAUCUGUCUCCAGACUUAAACCAUUGAAAACCCUGUGGUUUGUAUUGAAGAGGGCAGUCCAUAAAUGCAGACAAAGGAUCUGGAAGGAUCCUGUAUGGUGGAAUGGUCUAAGAUUCCUUCCAAUGUGUUCUCCAACUCAUAGCAUUUUUUUGAUAACAGUUCAGUGCCAUUAUCCCCACAAGGUGAGGUAUUGAAAACAGGUAUACAUUUUUUACCCUUAGAAAAUAAAGUAUUAAACAAAAAGCAAUUUCUCUGAGCAAUUGUAUUAGUAUAAAAUAAUAAUUUCCCUUUUUUGUUACAUACAAUAUAGCUCAGUAUUUGAAUUGUCAUUUUUGCUGAACUUUAUCAAGGUUGUCUAAUUUCAGACUUCACUGUAUUUAGAGAUAAAGUGCUUCUGGUCAAUAGUGAUUAUUGUAUUGACAGGUGUGAGUCACAGGCUCAAAAGAAAGAAGUCUAGACUCCCUCUUAAUAGUCAAGUUGGCUGCUAUUUGUGUGGGACUGAAAGGGAAUUCCAUUGACUGUUCAAUAACUUGCCUGGCUGCAUUUCAUAGCAUUUACACCACAUAAUAAUGAAUUCAACUUCUUGUACUGUAGCACCUUUUCAUCCAAUCUCAAAGUUCGUACCAUUGUUUGAGGCUUAGCAGCCGUUAUUCAGUUGUCAUCUUUAUGGCAGGACAAAUACCUUUUUUUCAUCAAGGGAAAAAUGUAGAAAGCUUGUAGCUGCUGCACACUAGGUCUGACACAACGCUACUGUUCUUUGCAUCUUCUGAAUAGUGCAUAUUUUGGGUUACAUUUGAUUUGAUAUUGAACACAUGAUUGUUGUUGCACAUGCUUAUAGAGCCGGAGUUGUCUUUCUUGGCCUACGGUAACAAUGUCUAAGUACAUCAAUGUUAUCUUUACUAAUCUGUAUCAAAAGGCUAAAAUAAAACUGGUGUAAUUUA
Molecule: messenger RNA, 5264 nt
Organism: Oncorhynchus nerka (sockeye salmon)
Lineage: Eukaryota; Metazoa; Chordata; Actinopteri; Salmoniformes; Salmonidae
Product: zinc finger and BTB domain-containing protein 22-like
Exons: 4
Coding region: 181-2271 (696 amino acids)
Biological process (GO): regulation of transcription by RNA polymerase II
Molecular function (GO): RNA polymerase II cis-regulatory region sequence-specific DNA binding; protein binding; DNA-binding transcription factor activity, RNA polymerase II-specific
Source: RefSeq, a predicted model, not a curated record